Molecule: messenger RNA, 1527 nt
Organism: Puccinia graminis f. sp. tritici CRL 75-36-700-3
Lineage: Eukaryota; Fungi; Basidiomycota; Pucciniomycetes; Pucciniales; Pucciniaceae
Exons: 2
Coding region: 13-1293 (426 amino acids)
Biological process (GO): protein deubiquitination; ribophagy
Cellular component (GO): Ubp3-Bre5 deubiquitination complex; ribonucleoprotein complex; cytosol
Molecular function (GO): mRNA binding
Source: RefSeq, a predicted model, not a curated record
AUCAUCAGUUAUAUGAAAGAAGAAGAUGAUGUCGCAGAGGACGAGCCGGAGGCUGAACCAGUCACUGUCACCGAAGACAUCGCUCACUCCGAGACCAGCUUGAAUGCUGCCGCUGCUGCUGACCCCGCUCAAUCUUCUGCAAGUACUGUCGCUGUAGACUCCUCGAGCAAGCCGGCUGAAUCCUCAGGAGUGGCUCCACCGCCUCCUGCACAAUCCUCGGUUCGUGCCCCAGAGCACAAAGCCACCCCUGAACCUGCUCCCGCUCAAUCUGCUGCUCCGUCUCAGGUGAACGGCUUCCAUCCGGAGCCUCGCGAAGCCAAGCCACCAGAGCCGAGCACUGAACCGAUCAAGGCUGCAUCCAAGCCCCCCCAGACCGAUGCCUCACCUGCCGCCCCCUCCACGGAUGCUGCUGUGAGCACCCCGGCCCCAGCAGCUGCCGCGUCGGUUGCUUCAUCUGCUGCCACCCCUGCGGAACCUCCCAAAUCCAAGGUCGAGGCCCCCGCUCCCGCUGUACCCUCAACCUUACCCACUCCGGCUAACGCAAACGGGAGGCCAGCAGCCCCCCAAUCUAAGCCAGCAGCAGCCCCAGCGCCGGCUCCUCCAAAGCCCCUCGAUCCUCCUCAACCGGCCGCUCCCAAAACCUGGGCCAGCUUGGCUGCUAGCGGUAAGAGCGCCUGGGGCCAAGGCCAUCUCUCUGCAUCUCAGGGAGUAUCUUCCGCACCAAGCGCCGCCACUCAGGCAGCCACAGAACCUACACCGGUUCAAUCUCAAAACCGACAACCCGGUGCUGGGCCUCAACAUCCCAAUCCAGCUUCGAUUACCACUGGAGCAUGCUUCAUCAAGAGUGUCAACGAGAACAUUGAUGAGAAGACGUUGAAGGAGCAGCUGCUCAAGAAAUUCGGCCCGAUCAAGGAGUUGGAUAUCGUGCGUAACAAGGCGUGUGGGUUCCUUGAGUUUGAACGUAUCGACUCGGCCAAGAAAGCGAUUCAGAUGUCGAUGCCAUUCAACAUGGGUGGCAAGGGUGGAAUCCCGAUCGUGCUUGCCAGUGGUGAAGAGUAUGUGAUCAAUGUCGAGAGCAAACGACAGCCGGGUGAACGCGGCCGUCCGGUGGACGCUGGGCCUAAGCGUGGCUUCAGCGACCGUGGAGGACGCCCGGGAGCGAACAACUUCGGAUCCACUGGAAGCCGCGGUGGACGCGGUGGGAUGGAUAACGGCCCCCGAGCAGCCGGUCGAGGCGGCGCUAACACCCCCAGAGGUGGUGCUGCUGGCAGGAACCUCACCAACUCGAAAUAAAAGUCCACUUUCAUUUCUCGAAAUCAAAGUCCACUUUCAUUUUCUUCUCACUCUCGUUCACUGUGCCCUGCUCCUCCACUCGUCCCUCUUCUCCCACUCCCCCCCUGUUUUCUUCCAAUUAUCCCCCCCCCCCCGAACCCCCCUUAUGCAGUCUUGCUAUGCCGUCCUCACUCCCUUUCACCGUUGUCGUCAGUUUUUCCAACUAAAACGUAGUCCCCCUCCCCCCUCCACCCC